Messenger RNA from Ruditapes philippinarum (Manila clam), 2073 nucleotides. RefSeq lists its product as uncharacterized. The transcript has a single exon. Bases 1 to 2073 code for a protein of 690 amino acids. The record is from RefSeq and is a predicted model, not a curated record. NCBI's taxonomy places the organism in Eukaryota, Metazoa, Mollusca, Bivalvia, Venerida, Veneridae.
AUGUAUCAAGUACCAAAUUACACCCAGAAUGUGUCAAUGAAGCUAUCAGAGGUUCUGGCUGAUAUAGGUGUUGAUGAGAGAAUAGUGAUGAAGAGGAGAAGAACAUUUCUUCUGAUAGAAGUAAUAGAAAAUAUCAAUUACCAACUAAUUGAUGGAAGUUUUAUAACAUACUUUUUUGGGAGUCAAUCAGAAGGCACAACUACAAUUGGAAUCCAUUCAGACACAGAUCGUCUUAUUUGUACUAAACUACUCCCUGUGAUACAAGACUGGAGUGACUGGGUACCUGGUGUGCUUAAUCUACUGAUGAUUCAAGAUAAUUAUGUAUCUCCUGGAUAUUGUUUACUUCAAAGUCUGAGACCUGAUGCUCCUCUUCCUGAAAAUGGUGAAUCUGGUCAAUUCUUCUUCAAGGACAGAACAGGAAAAUUACUUUUAAAGAAUUCUAUAUUAUCGUGGGCAAUUGGAGGCCAUAAAGAAAUACAUGGGCCAGCAUAUGCACAACACGGACAACCAGGCUUUAUGGAUGUAGAUAAAGUUUUAGCUCUACAUUGUACAACAUGGCCACAACAAGCUAGACAAUGGUUACUUCAACAAGGUGAAGGUCAAUGGCCGUCUGCUGAAAUGAAACAAUAUUGCAGCAGAACUGGAUGUUUUGUUGUUGGUGUUGGAUGUAAAGGCAGUGAACAUGAGCAACUUGAAUGGAGAAUUUCAACAUCUUUAGCAGAACGGUGUUUAAUGUUCAACCUGAAUAUUACACAGAUUCGCUGUUAUGUCUUAAUGAAAAUGAUUAUAAAAUCAUUAAUAAAUCCAUUUUUUCCAGAUGUUAUAUCCAGUUACAUGUGUAAAACUGUACUCUUCCAUUGUAUUUCCAAUACACAUUCUAACAUCUGGAGGGAAAACAACCUACUUACUUGUCUGUCACUGUGUUUAUAUCUACUGUACAACAAUAUCAUUAAUGAAAAUUGUCCACAUUUUAUGAUACCUGAGAACAAUUUAAUGAGGGGAAAAAUUUCAUCCGCAUUUAAACCAUAUAUCCUCGAAAUACUCAACAAUGUCAUCAACAGUGAAGGAGUGGCACUACUUGGGAUUAAAUGUGAUGAUCUUGGUUCAAGGGUUCAUCACAAGUUUUAUAACUUAUCUCUAUACAAGGCAAGUGAUUUCAUUUUACCAGCACUAUUAGUCAAUAUUGCUGUAUUUACAUCUGAAACACUGAAAUAUACUUAUGACGAUAUUCUGGACAGUAGUCCAUAUGAAGCUGUAGAAAUAUUAAAGAACUUUGUGUCAAAAACAUUCAACAGUCAAUAUGAAGGAUUGGAUAAGGCAGCCAGUCUGGUUCUGUUACCAUGGUAUUGUACAACACUUGGAUCUGUCCUGGCUUCAUUAAACAUCCAUCAGUACAAUAAUGUAUCAGCAGACGCCCUCAAACUCAUCUCACUUGGUUUGAAUUCAGAUGUUGCAUCAAGUAGACUGAAAUUAGCUUCCAUCUUAUACUGUGUGCGAGAAGUACAAAAAACUGACCUAAUACUCAGUGAGAUUGAAAAAAGAUAUGAUUUACAAAUUGUUGAGCCUGUCUGUCAAUGUAAUCCGUUUGUGAGAAAAACAAUUAGAGAUGAAUUCAAAGAAUUAUGUGACAAUCAUAAUGAAACAGCCUUACAGUAUAUAACGGCAUCAUGUGUUAAAUUUAUGCCAUGUGAAAUUCACUGUGUACCAACAGAACUCAAGUAUGAAAUGAAUAGAUCUACCAAAGAGGACAGAGUGUUUCGAACAAAAAGAGACAACGACUGGAUGGAUUGUGCUGUGGUGGAUUCCCUCCCUUACCUCUACUUUCUACAAUACAAAGUUUACAGCCAUUUAGGAAGACAUGACCAGAAACAAGCUGCUCUCUUCAAACUUACCAGAACCAUAAAAGAGGAACCAAACCUUGGACAUCGGGAAACAGCUCUUAAUCUUCUAGGAAAAUGCAUGGAACAAGAAGGUAGAGCUGGAGAGGCUUUACAGUGUUAUUGGAUGUCACUUAAUGUAAGGGGUAGAAAUAAUGCUGCAAAGAUUCAUAUCAACGCGCUCUUAUCUGUAUAG